Yamadazyma jaroonii is the source of this 234-nucleotide messenger RNA. Lineage: Eukaryota; Fungi; Ascomycota; Pichiomycetes; Serinales; Debaryomycetaceae. The record is from the annotation of a GenBank genome assembly.
AUGCAAUUCGCUGUCGUCGCCUUAUUAUUCGCUGCCGUUACCAAAGCUGCUAACGAAACCACUGUUACUGACUUAUCAUCAACUUUAGUCACUAUCACCUCAUGUGGUCCAGAAGUCACUGACUGUCCAGCUAAAAACGAAACCUCAAACGUUUCUACCUGGGAAGGUGCUGCUAACAAACAAUACGCUGUUGGUGCUGCUGCUUUAGCUGCUGGUGCUUUAUUAGCUUUAUAA